This is a messenger RNA of Tauraco erythrolophus (red-crested turaco), 2163 nucleotides long. Lineage: Eukaryota; Metazoa; Chordata; Aves; Musophagiformes; Musophagidae. The record is from RefSeq and is a predicted model, not a curated record.
AGAGAAGCAGAGAGAAAGAACGAGAACUGUGCUGUGGAAAAGCAGGUGUGAUUCAUGAAUAAACUAUAGUUUGCAACCCUAUGGGAUACUGAUGAAACAAAUAGAAUUUUCACAGACAUGGAUAAUACAAGAACACAAGACACUUUUUCACAGUUAAGCCAGGAAAAAAUCCUCAAAAUUAUGAACAUGGUGAAAAAUAAAGAAGUGAGCAUUGAAGGAGCUUUACAUUUGGCACAGAAAGAAGUGUAUGCUGAAAAGGAUUCACAGGAUUUGCUAACUGGCUCACAAUUUAACUUCGUUAUCUACAAAUACAAACACUAUCGGUGGCAGAAACGUAUUUUGCAGAUUGAUUUCAACACAAAGACCAUUUUUAACAUUGAAAAAGGAAUUAUUAAGAAGCAGUUCCCUUUCUCACAAGUCAAAGCCUGUGAAGAUACUGAAAGGAGGCGCUUCAGCAUUGUGUUUCAUGGGCGACAAGAUUAUGAGCUGGAAGCAGUGUCUCUUGAUGAUAAAAGGAAGAUAAUAUACCUUCUGAGCAGAGUUAUACAGAGCAAUUCGUACAAGAGACCAGCAGAGUCCUGCUUUGGAAGACCUGCAGAAUAUGAUGUGAUACAUGAAGGACUGCUGGAUUUGCAGCAAAACACUUUUACAUCCGCUGAAUGGGUGAAGUACUUGGUACAACUACGUGAAGGAGAAUUGACUUUAUAUUGCAUAGGUCUGGGAGGAAAGAACAAGUCUGCAGACCCUGUAACAAAUACAAUUAAUUUGUCAGGUGGUAAUGUGAGUGUCAGCAAGGAGAAUGGAUGCAGUACCUUUUCAGUCCAGACCAAAGAACACAAUUAUUUGUUUCGAAUACCCUUUACUGUCCAAAAUAACAGGGCAGAGGAUGUUGGCAAGCUCCAGAACGAAUGGGUGUCUCUCAUAGAAAGGUACUGUCCACUGUGCAAGGGUGCCUCAGUGCCUCAGGAGCGAUCUGAAGGAUGCACCUCCUCUGAAGCUGAUUAUGAGGAUUUUACUGUACCUCUGAAUGAACAGAAAGAGGAGGCCCUCCUCUUAGGUGUGAGUUCUGCAACAACCAGUCUGAACAAGUCUUCAAGUUCUCAGACAAAGCCUGCAGAGGCGGACACAGCCCCAGCAUCAACAUCUCUUCCACUUCCCAUAAGUAAGGCAGAGGUACCACCAGCUCCACCUGCAUUCCCGCAGCCCUGCAGCCUCUCUCCAUCGACAAAGAGAACCAAAGCCUUUCACUGGGAUGUUGUUCCUUGUGAUAAGAUUCAAAAAUCUAUCUGGGGAUCAUGUGACCCAUGCAAGAAAAAAAUAGACGUAUCCAGACUCUGUGAUCAGUUCCAGAUCCAGGACAUGGCAGCAUUUUCAAGCAAUGAACCUUCAGUGAAUCAGCACAUCAUGUUAGAUCGAAAAGUUGCACAUAACUUCAAUAUUUUUCUUAAAAGUUUCCGUAUAAAACCAAGCCAGCUGAAAGAAAAACUGUACAUUAUACAUGAAGAGAGUGGUGGACUUACAGAUGAGCAGAUUACCGCACUAAGAAGAUACAUGCCAACACCAAAAGAUGCAGAAAGGUAUCAGUCAUUCAAGGGGUCUCCUUCAGAGCUGCAUGUGGUUGACCAGUUUAUGUUGGAGAUGUGCAAAAUCCCCCACUUAGGCCAGAGGCUGGAUCUCCUGCUUACCGUACGUGAGCUCCCUGUGAGCAUGAGAGAUUUGGAGCCUCUAAUAAACCAGAAAAUCCAAGCGAGUAAGCAGCUGCAAUCCAGCCAGAAAUUUGUUGCUGUCUUGGAGUACAUUUUAGCCAUUGGCAACCAUUUAAAUGAAAAGGCAGGAAAAGAGAGGGCUAAAGGAUUUCGAUUGUCAUCUUUGACCAAAUUACCUCUGCUGCGGGGUAAGGAGAGGACAUUCACCUUGCUUCACGCCCUUGUGGAACAGAUCUUCUUACAUGAGCCUGAUUUGGCUAAAUUUUCUCAGGAGUUGACAGAAUUUGAAGCUGUUCCUGAUGCUUCCAUGAAAGGCCUCAGUGCUGAAGUUGAUGUUUUAAAAAAAGAAUUGGAAAAUGUUAUUGAGUGCAAGCGGCUUAUUAAACCCAAGACGAUCAAGGCAACACCCCAGGAGUCACAGUUCUGGAAGGAACUAAAGGCAAAUAGGCUGGAUCAG